This is a messenger RNA of Synchytrium microbalum, 2202 nucleotides long. RefSeq lists its product as uncharacterized. The coding region runs from base 1 to 2202 and encodes 733 amino acids. The transcript has 11 exons. NCBI's taxonomy places the organism in Eukaryota, Fungi, Chytridiomycota, Chytridiomycetes, Synchytriales, Synchytriaceae. The record is from RefSeq and is a predicted model, not a curated record.
AUGUCAGUCGCAUCCGCGUCACCAGAUCAGCCACCAGGCCGUGUCCAAUUCCUCAUUGACUUGCAGCCUGUUGAAGAAGCAACAUGGAAGUUGGUUGCUUCGGGUCUAGUGCAAUUUACUCGCAUCGCAUUCAGUCUAUUUGAACUAGGAGAAUUGCCUAUUGCUUGCCGAGUCAUUUCUGACAAUCAAGUUCAGGACGUAACGACAAUGGCUGAUGUGGCUGUAGACAAGAUUGCUCAGAAUCUCAGGCAUUGUAAAGCGUCAACACGUUCAACCCUGCUUCCAGCUGUCUUGGCCGAAACGAUAUCAUCUCUGGAAGAUCAAUCAUCGCAGGAAGAAGGCGAAACUACAGAGCAUGAUCGACACAAGUUGCUUGUUGUCGUGCUUUUGGGGCAGAGUGUAUCUGAUGUUCAGGGAGUGAUAAAUUUGGUGCUCAACAGCUAUGACAAUGUCAUGCGUGGAGAUGCCUCUGUUACGCAUGUACAUGUGGUAUGUAUCAGUUCGCAGCAAAUUAGUAUUGUGGAUAAGAAGAUUCGAGAUGGCGUCUUCUUAUCAAUACUCUGUAUACCAAUCGAGCACAUUGCUGCUUCUUUUGAGAACUGGACUCAGAGGUGUUUGAGGCUGGUGCAGUUGCGUGUUGCUGGGGUUCCAACAAAAACAAAAGAGACGCAGAUUUCAAAGAAGAGUGAUAUGAUCAUGUACUUUAGGCCAAUAAGUUCACUAGUCUCAAGUAGCAUCGCGCAAGGACAUAUAUGGGAAGAUUCUUCGAUCGCUGAAUAUGUGAUUAGUACUACAUUUGGAAAAUGGCAGCCACAAACCUCAGCAUAUCACACGAGCUCUCCUCGUCGCAUAACACCAGUACGUCCUGACGAAGCCAGGGAUCCAGAAUCACAAGUUACUCGUCUUGUAUUGAAGCGUAUUGUUUCUUCAGACAAGGUGGUUGAAUUGCAUCUUACUUCAGCUGCCAAGGAAAACAAGAUUGGAUCAACUGUAGGAGAUGUGAAGCCUGAUUAUAUCUUACGACAAGUUGAAGGACACAUCGUGUUGGCACGCAUAGUGGUGCUGAAAGGAAUCUCUGAUGAUGGACUGAAGAUGGUUAGACAAGUCCUCGCUACUGCGCCAUCAACAGUCCACCAUCCAAGAUUGUUCAGCCCCCAGAGUAUCCCAUCUGGAUUCUCAUUCACCAUACCGCUCAGAUUCCUCUCACCACCAACAGCCGCCAUAAUACCAUCAUCCAUCGACCCUUCCACAUUCACAUCUAUAGCACCAACAAAAAUGGACUUGUUAACGCGGUACCUGCCCAUAACGAAUUCAGUUCUCUUUGACAACUCUGAAACUGAAGUAGGACGACUCUUGGCGUCGCUCAAGAGGAGCAUAUAUGAUGGAACCGUAGAUGCGAGCUUUGUAAAGUCGUGUCAGAGCAUGUGGAAGAUGUUGUGUAUCUUUUGGGAAGAUCCUGAUGGUUUGUUCCCGAAUGAUUCCAAGAGGACGAAUGGUGCACGGAUGCAAAAGGAUAAAGUAAAGAGGUUGUUUGGCGAGGUUUUGGUAUUUCUUGAAAGGCAUCGUGGGAAUUCUGAGCACCAUGAGCAGCUGUAUACAGAAGCAUUAACUGCUCUCGCAACCAAAAUGAAUAGUGCCAGUAACAAUCAAUCAACACCACAACCGCAACUACCAUCGUCAAUCAAAACUCGCGAUAAUGAAGUUAUGGUUGAUGUUGCAAUGUCUGAAAUGGAACGACAACAGAGCAUGACAUAUCGUGAAAAGCAAGAACUGGCAAACCCGAAUCCAACGCAGUUAGAUACUCCAGCAUCAUCGCCACCUCAACAACAACCAGUACGAGGUCCAGGGUUUAUAGGCCGAGGCGGUCCCCAAGCACCAAUGACCGUCUUCCCAUCCUAUCUAAUAGUCAAGCCACCUGCAAUAUCACCAGCAGACUCCGACUUGAACGCUAGAGCCGUGUGGGGUAAAGAAGGGGGUCGAGGAUGGAUGUAUUGGGCAAACUUGGAAGAUUCUCGACGCCACGAUUUGAAACGGAAGUAUGAUAAGCUUGAAGAACGGGAAUUUGAAGGGUUUGGUGGUAUGAAUUAUAAGAGUGGAGCCGAGUAUGGAGAUUCUGGGGUGUCAAAGAGAGGAGGAUUUGUUAAGAGGCUGGGGAAUCGGAAGGGGGUUGAUGGGGUUGUUGAUUAUGUUUUAUUUGAGUGA